Molecule: messenger RNA, 2485 nt
Organism: Gymnodraco acuticeps
Lineage: Eukaryota; Metazoa; Chordata; Actinopteri; Perciformes; Bathydraconidae
Product: lysosomal protective protein
Exons: 11
Coding region: 122-1513 (463 amino acids)
Biological process (GO): proteolysis
Molecular function (GO): serine-type carboxypeptidase activity
Source: RefSeq, a predicted model, not a curated record
CCGGUUUGUCCUGGAACUUCACACAGAGCAGCCGCUGAUGAAGACGGUGGAGGAAGUCACUGCGACAAAGAAACUCGUCUUUGUUGUUUAGUUUUGUCUUAGAAGUGAGUGGUGUUCAGUUAUGUCGUCCUGCGCUUUGUUGGUGUGUUUGCUGGCCGUGUUUCAGCUCGGCUCCCGGGCUCAGUUCCCUCCCGAUGAGGUGACCCAUCUGCCGGGGCUGAAGUUCAAACCCAACUAUCUCCAGUGGUCGGGGUACCUCCAGGCACGACCCGGCGUGUUUCUGCACUAUUGGUUUGUGACUUCUCAGAGGGACCCCGUCAAAGACCCCCUGGUGCUCUGGCUGAAUGGAGGCCCAGGCUGCAGCUCACUGGACGGAUUCCUGUCAGAGAAUGGACCCUUUCAUGUCACUGAUAAUGGAGCCACGCUGUAUGAGAACCCAUCCAGCUGGAACAAGAUUGCCAAUGUGCUGUACAUUGAGUCUCCUGCAGGAGUGGGAUAUUCCUACUCUGAUGACAAGAAGUAUGCAACUAAUGAUGAUCAGGUCUCUGAUGAUAAUUACAGAGCCUUGCAGAGUUUCUUCUCCAAGUUUCCCAAUUUCACUAAAAAUGAGUUCUUCAUCUUUGGGGAAAGUUACGGUGGCAUUUAUGCACCGACUCUUAGCCUGCGUGUGGCUACUGGAGCGGCCAAGAUCAACUUCAAGGGCUUUUCAGUGGGAAAUGGUCUCAGCAGCUUUGCUCUUAAUGACCAAUCUUUGAUCUACUUCGGUUACUACCACGGCCUCUUUGGAGAAGAUUUGUGGCGUGCUCUGAACAUAAAUUGCUGUGACAAGGGGAACUGUGACUUCCACAACUCCAGUUCAGAGACCUGCAAGACAAUGGUGAAUGUGGCCUUUGGAAUUGUGUAUGGUAGCGGGCUUAAUGAGUACGGCCUGUACUUGGAUUGUGAGGGUGGCGGAAGAUCCCUCACAAGCUAUGAUAGGACCAUGAGUCAGCUGUUUAAGAACAUCAGGAAACACCCACAAACCCACAAGUUUUCAGAUGGAGUGUCGUCCAUCAUGUCUCUGGGUGCAGUCCCUCUCUGCAUCAACAGCACGGCUCAGAUGAACUGGCUGAACAGAGGCGCCGUGAGGAAAGCUUUACACAUCCCAGACACCCUGCCACCCUGGGAUAUCUGCAGUGAUGAGGUGGGAGAGCAGUACACCAACCUGUACCCAACAGUGAAGGAUGUCUAUGUGAAGCUGCUGUCUCUGGGCCUGCGGGCUCUCGUUUACAACGGCGACACCGACAUGGCCUGCAACUUCAUGGGAGACCAGUGGUUUGUGGAAGACCUCGGUCUGAAGGCAACCACAGAGUACAAGAUGUGGCAUCAUGAUAACCAGGUGGCCGGUUUCUACCAACAGUAUGGAAACAUCACUUUCCUGACAGUCAAGGGUGCAGGUCACAUGGUUCCUCAGUGGGCUCCAGGGCCAGCUUUCCACAUGUUCCAGUCCUUCAUAACAAAUGGCCCCUACUGAGCCCUGAUUGAGACUAUGUGUAGUGUACCUGCACUCAUCACUUCGGAUGGCACAUUAUUCUCAGGGAAGAUGAUUUUAAAAGGGAAAAUUACUUUAAUGGCAAUUAUUCAUAUCUAAUUUGUUUGUGGAUGACUUGCAGUAAGUAUUUGAAGAGGGACAAUGUUUGUUUGGACUUGAAAUGAAAAUGUACGCUUUAUUUCUGGCUCGGGAAUUUGUGCCUUAAGUCUGGUUUUCAGCAAGUAUUGCAGCUGCUCAUCGGCCUGUUGACAAAAUUCAGUUUAUUCUUAAAUGCAACAAGCCAACCAAUGAGUUUAGUUAUUGUUCUUCAUGGUGUUGGGGUACUACAUGUAGCCUACCUAUAACAAGGUAUAGGGCUGCUAGAAAGUCAGAACAUUGAGUAAAAAAGACUAAACGGAAAUAGUUCUUUUCAAAAUAUUUAUGACUGCACUUAAAGGUGGGGUAGGUAAUUUUUGGCGAAACCAGCUCGAGUGCGCUAGAAUUUGAAAAUACACAGCCGGAAAAAAUCGGCCACUUCCUUACAGAGCCCCUCCAACACACACACGCGCACAUGACCAAUGAGGGAACGAGAUAAGUUUGUGCACAGAUGGAAGGCUGACGGGCAGGUAGGCCAUCCAGUUAUUUUAGCCGGGCCGGCUAAAAUGAUUGGUCGUGCUUUUUACAGUACUACGGCUUCCACAGAUGACAUUUUCUUUAUGGAUUUUUUUGUUGUUGUCAAAACGGAUAUUCAUUGCUAUCGGGAUGUUAAGAGCAUUCCAUGGAAUAUAACAAAGUGUAUCUCGAGCCGGUUUCUCAAUCUUACCUACCCCACCUUUAACAUGAUCAAAUUAAGCUAUGCAUCUGUGGCACUGAUUGUAAAGCGGGUCCUUUAUCCUUUGGAAAUAAAAACAAUGCUCCAAUUGUUUGAUCAAAACUGACUUCACUUGUCUGUUUAUUAAAUGUUUUGAACUGCCA